AUGGAAUCGUUAGAUUUACGUUCACUGAGUUACGUUGAGGCCAUCAAUUCGAAUCUUAUUUGUUGCAUUUGUCAGGCUCCCUUCGUCGAUCCAGUGGUUAUAGAAUCAUGCGGUUCAUGUAUAAAUCAAGCAAUAACAUCAAGGCCGACUUGCCCAGUUGAUCGUUCUAGACUUUCUGAUGUCUGUGAUCUUAAACCUGCUUCCAAGAUAGUAUCUAAUAUGGUUAACGAAUUGUUAGUUUACUGCUCAAAUAAGGAUGUUGGCUGUAAUUAUCAAGGCCAACGUCAACUAUUAAGUUGUCACCUGAAAGAAGGAUGCAUGUUCACCAUUGUAGAGUGUUGUAACGAGGAAUGUCAAGAAUCAGUUCUUAAAAAAGAUUUAUCAAAACACAUGGAGAAAUGUAGAGCCGAAGUUAUCAACCGUGAAAGGUGUAAAUGUAAAGUUCAGUUAAGUACUUUAGAGGGGCAUUGUGACUCUUGUCCACUCAAGUAUAUCGAGUGCCCUCACUGCCAUACAACACUUGUUCAGUCAGCUAAUGAUAUGCACCUUGAAGAGUGUUCAGAAAGGCCUUCCACGUGUAUUCAUGCUGAAUAUGGUUGCUCCUGGACUGGUCUUCAACGCGAUUUAUUGAAAGUUCAUAUCCCAUCUUGUUCAUAUGAACCAUUGAAAGAUUUUUUCGCCAUCUACAAACAACGUAAUGAAAUUCUUGAACAAGACAACAAACAACUUCGAACAACAGUUCAAGAGCUUAGUAAAAUGGUUAAGUCUUUACAAAACCAGUUAUCUAGCAUAUCUGAUUGGUUGGCUUCUAUAUUUCCAUCCCACUUUCUAAAUCCCGAGAAUACUGUAAUGGCUUCUGAAGGACCACCAUCUCUUUUAACAACGCAUGAAUUACUACUAUCGGAAAACGAACGUUUUAAAAACGAUAUCGAAACUUUAAAUGUCAAUUUAACUGAACUAGAGCUAAGACAGAAUGUUGCUCUGAUGACAGAAAGCUUGAGAACACAAGAGGAAAUACAGAAUCUUAAGAAUAUAUGUCAUAGUUUAAGGAUGCAAAUGCAUUAUUUAUUGAUAGAAAGGCGAGGUGAUGAACCGUCUGUUCGGAAUGUUGUCAACACAACGUCUGUAGCCAGAUCAAGUCUUACAGGAACUCUAGUAUCUGGAAUAUCGGGUACCAACGGAGGCACUUUAUCAAAAUCGGAUGUUUUAAGAACAACCAUCCGACCGUCAGGCUCUAAUAUUCCUUCGAAUGUCCAACCGCUCAGGAAAUUUGGCUCUUUUGAUCCUGGUAAUAUAGAUAAUUUAUUGUUCAUUAGUUCUAUGUCAUUGAAGAUUUUUUAUAACCUUCUUUUUAUUGAUGAUUAG
Messenger RNA from Cetraspora pellucida, 1365 nucleotides. The record is from the annotation of a GenBank genome assembly. Lineage: Eukaryota; Fungi; Glomeromycota; Glomeromycetes; Diversisporales; Gigasporaceae.